UGACGUGUGCCAAGGUAAGCAAGAUAAAUUGUUGAACAAAGUGCAUCUACAAUGGAAUGCUGCUGAUUUUCACCAAAGAGCAGGCUGGGGAGAGCACACUUGCAGAAGCAUUGAUCUCUGGGGGUUCUGAAGGCUGGAAAAAGCAAAAAUCCUAAAAUUUGCACCAUGAAGACCUUCAGAAAUGUCUUCUAUCUUCUCUUCUUUCAUGCUGCUCUUGGCCUGGAACGUAUUCGGUGGUGCACUGUCUCCAAGCAAGAACUUUCCAAGUGUAAUGACAUGAGUAAGGCCUUUGAUGGGGCUGGCAUCCUUCCCCCUCUGCAGUGUACAGAAGGGGGGUCAGCUGCUAACUGUACCCAGAUGAUCAAGGAUGAUUUGGCAGAUGCAGUGACACUGGAUGGACGUUUGAUUUACCAGGCUGGAAAGGAGCAUGGUCUGAAACCUGUGGUUGGGGAAGUAUAUGAUCAAGAGAUUGGAACUUCCUAUUAUGCCGUGGCUGUGGUACGGAAAAGCUCCAACAUCACCAUCAACAGCUUGAAGGGAGUCAGUUCAUGUCACACAGGCAUCAACAGAACUGCAGGCUGGGAUGUGCCAGUGGGUUAUCUGGUUGACAGCGGGCGCCUGGCAGCAAUGGGAUGUGACCUUCCAAAAGCUGUAAGUGACUAUUUCAAUGCAAGCUGUGUUCCUGGAGCAAAUGGUGUAAACUAUCCCAAAUCCCUCUGUCAGCUCUGCAAAGGGGAUUCGGCUGGGCAGAACAAAUGUGAACGAAAUUCCCAAGAGCAAUACUAUGACUACAGCGGGGCUUUCAGGUGUUUGGCUGAAGGUGCUGGAGAAGUUGCUUUUGUGAAGCACAGCACGGUGCCUGAAAAUACAGAUGGAAGAAGUCUUUCUUCGUGGGCCCAGCGGCUUCGCUCCCGGGACUUCCAGCUUCUAUGCCGCAAUGGCAACACAGCUGAUGUGACAGAGUGGAGAACAUGCCACCUGGCCCGAAUUCCAGCUCGUGCUGUGGUUGUACGGCCUGAUACAGAUGGGACAGUUGUCUUCCGGCUCCUGAAUCAGGGACAACAAAGAUUUAAUGGGUUAGGCACCAAGUUUCAGAUGUUUGACUCUGCAGCCUACAGUGCCCAGAAUCUUCUGUUCAGAGACUCCACCACAGAGCUCACUGCAAUCACAGCUCAGAAUUACCAGGCAUGGCUGGGUGAUGAGUAUCUUCACGCCAUGCAAGCCCUGAGCUGUGACCCCAACACGUUGCCAGAAAGCUUGAACUGGUGUGUUGUAUCCACUGAGGAGAUAUGGAAAUGUGGUGAAAUGGCCAUUGCCUUUAAGAAAAAGAAUUUGAAACCAGCAAUUCAGUGUAUUUCAGCCAAGACAAAGGAACAGUGCAUGGAGCUGAUCCAGAAAAAGGAAAGUGAUGCUGUAGUUCUGGGUGGAGCUGAUAUUUACACAGCUGGGAAGACAUAUGGCCUUGUACCAGCUGCUGGAGAAAGUUACUCUGCUGAUGACAGCAGCAAUGCAUACUAUGCUGUGGCAUUAGUGAAACGAAAUACGUCCAAUGCAUUCACAAUCAGUGACCUGAAAGGGAAGAAGUCCUGCCACACAGGACUGGGGAGAACUGCUGGAUGGAAUAUCCCCAUUGGUAUACUGAUUAAGAGGGGUGUUAUUAAGACCAGAGACUGCAAUAUUCCUCAAGCUGUGAGUGAGUUUUUCUCUGCCAGCUGCGUGCCUUCAGCUAAGCAGGACAAUUACCCAUCAAAACUCUGUCAGCUAUGUAUUGGAGAUAAUAGUGGAAACAAUAAAUGCAGUGCAAGUAGCCAAGAACGUUAUUACAGCUACAGUGGAGCCUUCAGGUGCCUGGCACAGGACUCGGGGGAUGUGGCCUUUGUGAAGCACUCGACAGUGUUUGAGAACACAGAUGGUAAGAAUACUGAUAGUUGGGCCCAAAAGUUGAAGUCCAGUGAUUUCCAGUUACUGUGUCCAAAUGGUGCCCGUGCUGAAGUCACACAGUUUGCUGAGUGUCACCUGGCUCGGGUGCCAGCUCAGGCCAUUAUGGUUCACCCAAAUACCAGUGUUUUUGCUCUCUAUGGACUACUGGACAAAGCCCAGGUCUACUUUGGAAAUAGCAGCAAUGGAAAUGGAUUCAAAAUGUUUGAUUCUUCAACUUUUCAAGGAAAAGACUUGAUCUUUAAGGAUUCUGCUAUUAAGAUCGUGCCAGUAGAAGAGAGGAGGACAUAUGCAGAAUGGCUGGGGAGUGAAUAUAUUGAGUCCCUUGAAGGGAUGCAAACACCACAGUGCUCUGGGGCAGGUAAUAAGACAAGACAGUACCUCCUCAUGACUACUGUUGUUCCCCUUCUUACUUUAUGUCAGAUACAAGGCUUGGACUAG
Messenger RNA from Phaethon lepturus (White-tailed tropicbird), 2379 nucleotides. It is a transcript of the gene MELTF, whose product is annotated as antigen p97 (melanoma associated) identified by monoclonal antibodies 133.2 and 96.5. Gene Ontology annotation, cellular component: early endosome; extracellular region; recycling endosome. NCBI's taxonomy places the organism in Eukaryota, Metazoa, Chordata, Aves, Phaethontiformes, Phaethontidae. Gene Ontology annotation, biological process: iron ion transport. The coding region runs from base 166 to 2379 and encodes 737 amino acids. The record is from RefSeq and is a predicted model, not a curated record. The transcript has 15 exons.